UGGGUCAUGCUCAUAAUCCUCCUCAACCACAGACUCUUAUCGUCAACACUUUGGUUCGAAGACGUUUCGGCACGAUGACGACCGGUCUAUUCGUAGCAUCUCUGUUCGCCGCCCUCGGCACGGCACUCUGCAGUAACUACACCGUCGGCAGAGAGGCCUACCUGGACUUCCACAUCACACCAAAGGAGCCGCAGGACGAGCCGAUAAGAGGCAGAAUAGUCAUCGCGCUGUUCACAGAGGCCCUGCCCAUGACCACCUACAGCUUCGCCAUGAUCGCCAAGGGAUUCAAGAAAGCCAACCCACCACACCAGUUGAUGCAUUACAAGAACAGCUACGUACAUAGGAUCGUUCCCGAUCUCAUCGUGCAGAUGGGUGACGUCACUGUCGGCGACGGCAGCGGUGGCCGCAGCAUCUACGCGCCGAUCUUCGACGACGAGAACUUCUUCCUGAGCCACCGCAGCGCCGGUUGGGUGUCGAUGGCCAACCACGGACCCGACUCCAACCAGAGUCAGUUCUUCCUCACGCUCAACAAGGCGCGCUGGCUCGACAACAAGAACGUCGUCUUCGGACGCGUGAUCGAAGGCAUGGAGUUGCUGAAGACCCUCGGCUCUGUCGAACCUGACCAGUUCAACGGAGUACCGAUGCAGCUCAUCAAGAUCACCGCCUCGGGACUGUACAAGCUCGACAAGGAGUACGACCUGUCGGAGAAGGACCUGGAUAGGGAGGACGACAUCGGCGCCAAGGGUGUGUACCAGAAGGUCGAGAAGGAAGGAAAGAAGGAGAAAGAAGGAGAGAACAAGAAGAAGAGCAAGUCCGUCUAAAUGGGCACGCGGACUUCUCCGCGUAUUUCUCUACAUCGUCGCCCUGAUCUAGUCUCACAGAUUGCCGCCCAUGUCAUUAAAAACUUGAUUCCUCGGCUACACAUAACGACUUCUUUUACAACCUCUUUCCAUUCCGUGAAUGAUAAAGCUCAAGGAGUUCGUGGGGCUAUCGUGUAAGAGUCAAUAUGUCAUCCAUUUCUGAUAGGCCUACUGCAACGUAACGUACGUCUGUAGCUAUGUUUGAACUUUGAGCAAUAAACAGAGCGUCAAAUACCA
Molecule: messenger RNA, 1097 nt
Organism: Priapulus caudatus
Lineage: Eukaryota; Metazoa; Priapulida; Priapulimorpha; Priapulimorphida; Priapulidae
Product: peptidyl-prolyl cis-trans isomerase H-like
Exons: 3
Coding region: 75-821 (248 amino acids)
Biological process (GO): protein peptidyl-prolyl isomerization
Cellular component (GO): intracellular membrane-bounded organelle
Molecular function (GO): peptidyl-prolyl cis-trans isomerase activity
Source: RefSeq, a predicted model, not a curated record